CUGGCCUUUUUUGUUCCAGGAGAUUGGCAUGACAGUCCACUUCCAAGAGCUCACUGGCAUAUCACUGAAAGAGACUUUCCUCACCAAUGUUGAAAAAAAGGGAAAACGGCUUCUGGACUUAAUGAGAACCUUUUGUGCAGACAAGAGCAAAAGAGUUCUUCAGGCUGUCACAAAGCUGGAAAUUCUGAGAGGACCGUUAGAGGGCUGCUCAGAAGAUGUCAAGGAUAUGAUACUCCUUCUUCUCUCGUACUUUAAUGAAAAAGAGGAGAACCUCUUCCACUAUGUGGAACAAACAUGUCUGGCAAACGAAGUACAAGUGGAAAGCUUGCCUGUGACACCAUGCAUCAUUGUAUGUGGAACGUCUUGCUAUGCCUCAAGACAGUUUAUGCUAAGUGUAGAUGGCAAGGUCGUGAAUGACCACAUCCCCAACUUCAUCUCUGCCAUCUGUUUGAUGUUUGGAACCUACUACUGCCUCAAUAUCCAUUAUCCCGUGGAUCUGGGCUCCACACUUGAGUUCAUUCAGAGGUGUUUCUUCAUGAUCAAUCCGGAGAGGGGCACAAAAGUUGAAACAAAGAAGAACAAGAAACAGCUGUCGGUGAACCCAAGAGUCCUCACCCUCAUCGCAGAUCUCGCUGACCAGGAUUGGAGAGGGACAUGAACUGAACUGUUGUCUGACCGCACAGCGCCAGCUGUAUAAACUGGUAUGAAACAGUAUACACAAGGGCUGCAAAUGAUCAUAAUUUUCAGUAUUCUUUCUUUUCGGUCAACUUAAGGGUCCUUACCCUCAUCGCAGAUCUCGCUGACCAGGAUUGGAGAGGGACAUGUUAAAGACGGACCUAUCCAACUGAACUGUUGUCUGACCGCACAGCGCCAGCUGUAUAAACUGGUAUGAAACGGUAUACACAAUAAUAAUAAUUUUCUGUAUUCUUUCUUUUCGGUCGACUUAAGGGUUAAAAUAAGCGAUUUUGUUAAAUUUAUGUAAACUGGCUCAUUGUGCAUUUUCUGUUGAAUUACUAAUGCCUUUUGAUUACACGAGCAAUAAGCAGCAAUUUUGUGUAUUUUUUGUUAAAGGCUGUACUUUCAGUAAGUCAAACAAUAAGAAGUUAUUACUUGAACACUAAGAUCAAGGCAACAGCUAUUUUGUUGCCAUUUUUGUUGGA
Molecule: messenger RNA, 1160 nt
Organism: Osmerus eperlanus (European smelt)
Lineage: Eukaryota; Metazoa; Chordata; Actinopteri; Osmeriformes; Osmeridae
Exons: 4
Coding region: 29-658 (209 amino acids)
Source: RefSeq, a predicted model, not a curated record